ACUUCCGGUUGGAUAUCUACUCUUCUGUUGAGGGGUAAAAACUUAGCGUGGAGGCAAAAGGACAAAUGGGUCCUUGGAGAAAAUGGAUCUUUUGGAGCGUGGACUCAAGUAGUCAGCCGUGUUGGUCUGAAGUAGUAGAACAAAAUAGGACUCAAGUUGCACCUUUAAGACCAACUUAGUUUUAUUCAGAAAGUAAGCGUUCGCGUGCUCUCUAAGCACACUUCACCAGACAAGGAAUCCAGCACAGUGAGCAGAGCCAUACAUAGCUGGUAGGCAGUUUUGUUCCGCACCUCAAACGCAGCUAUGAAUAACGAAAGACUACGUUCCGGGGCUGUCCACUCUCACGCCACCAACAGACUGUUCUAUAGGGACAAGAGUGGAUGUCAGACAGUCGUAAGCCGCUCUCCUUUAAUAUAUGUUGUGGAUGUGGAGGAAAGCUUCAGCAAAGCGGAUUUUACUUGCUAAAUGGGCAAUCGACGCGAAGAAAUUCAAGCAUAGCGGGGGUGGGGUUAACCGCCAAGAGGCUUUUCCCCCCUCAUAUGGCGGCCUCCUUCAACUUGAAACCGGAAGAGAAUGUGAGCGCCCUGUGCUGAGUGCUUUGUGGGACUGCUUUCGCUUCGUUCGACUAUGGAACCUCCAGGGCGGGUCCCCGUCGGUGUCACGAGAAUCUUGACGGACACAGACUGGUCUGAACCCUGGCUCAUAGGACUUGUCUUUUUCCAUGCAGCAUGCCUGUGUCUCACUUACCUUUCGUUCCGCCACUAUCGCCUACAAAUAGGGCAUUUUCUCACCCUCAUGAUCCUGGUGUUCUGUGCAGAAUACAUCAAUGAAGCUGCUGCCGCAAACUGGAGGUUGUUCUCAAAACACCAGUACUUCGAUUCAAGAGGAAUGUUUAUUUCCUUAAUAUUUUCAGUGCCCUUGCUGCUAAAUGCUAUCAUAAUUGUGAUUGCAUGGGUUUAUAAAACACUGAAUGUAAUGACUGAACUAAAGACCUUGCAGCAGAAAAGGAAAGCAAGAAAAGAAAAUAAGAAAAGUAAAUGAAUCAAAUUUUCUUCCGGGAAUUUCCUUGGGAACUGCCAUACUGUUGUCCUUCGCAGUGUGAUUUUUUUGAGAAGAUCUGCUUGUUUGUGCUGACUUCUCUUCAUUAAUUCACUUUCCAUUUGAAUGCCAGUCAUACCAAAUCUUCUGUUGGGGUCCAUUAUGUAAAAUAGCUUUUUCUGAGCAAGCAUUAAAGCAACUUCAAUUAUA
This is a messenger RNA of Heteronotia binoei (common prickly gecko), 1248 nucleotides long. RefSeq names its product transmembrane protein 18 (gene TMEM18). The transcript has 5 exons. NCBI's taxonomy places the organism in Eukaryota, Metazoa, Chordata, Lepidosauria, Squamata, Gekkonidae. The record is from RefSeq and is a predicted model, not a curated record. Bases 628 to 1041 code for a protein of 137 amino acids. Gene Ontology annotation, cellular component: nuclear membrane.